AUGGGGGUUGGGGUGGGUGUUGGCGAGACCCUCUCCUCUAGGCUAUGCUUCGUGCCCUGUGCCUUCUGCUCUGAUGGAGUCUGGGGUCGCGGCCAGCUCAGCCUCGGAACCGGCAGAGGGCGCGGUCCCCUGGAGACAGCAGCUCCCGAGAGCCGGGCUUUGGCCCAUCCGCGGGGUAUCCCUGCUAGCUCCAGCACUUCCACGCCGGAAGGCCUCCCGGCACAGCAGGCUACAGACAUACUCGGUGAAGACCCCAAGAGGUUGCACUGGCCCUGCUUUGUCUGGGCUUACAGUAUGAAUCCUGUGCCCAGAGUCGGGACUAUGGAAAUGGCCUGCACCCAUCUCCUGAGGCUCAUCCCUUAA
This is a messenger RNA of Pipistrellus nathusii (Nathusius's pipistrelle), 363 nucleotides long. The record is from the annotation of a GenBank genome assembly. Lineage: Eukaryota; Metazoa; Chordata; Mammalia; Chiroptera; Vespertilionidae.